AUGGCCCCUGCGGUGCAUUCUGGUGAACCGGUACCCUCAGGCAAGAAGAAGCGCUCACGACGCGGUCGAAAGGUUACUCUGGAUCUCGGAGGUCCAAAGUCUAAGAAGACUCUGUUACUGGAUGAGAUUGGCGAUGCUCUGGUUGAUCAGCUCUAUGCAAAUCCCCGGCAUGAGGAACAUCUUGAUGAUGCUUUUGAUAUCUCCUUUGUCUCUGUCGCCGACCAUCUACGCAAAAACCUCGAUGCCGCCCUGACUGCCUCAUCAUGUCACAGCUCAGCUAGUCGCAGCACUCGCACGGCAUCAGGAUCUCUUUCGACCCCGGCAACGAGCGUGGAUAGUAACGAACCACCGCAAAUCGUUCACUCGCUAGAACGGCCCGCUGACCUCCCAGAUGCCAAACCUAUCACCCCUCGCUCAAAGCAGCAUCAGCCAGAAAAGGCUGAUGUGUUCAGUCUCGACGACUUCACCACAAUGACGGCUAUCGAGCGACUAGCCGCAUACCAUGGCCGGGUUGCUCACAUGGGCAUCCUCGACCGCAGCUAUCGCUUCUUCGUGAACAAAGCUCGCACAGCAGCGGUCUCUUUCAAAGUACAAAACAAUGUGGCAGUCGUCGGCGGAGACCCAUUGUGCACCACAACAGACAUCCCAGAACUCCUCUCCGAGUUCGCAGAAUACCGAAAAAGACACCACUGGGGCAUAGCCUUCAUGGGAGCCAGCGAGACCUUCACAAGAGAAUACGCCCGACGAGAAGGCUGGACAACCAUCCGAUUCGGCACCGAGCGCGUCCUCAACCCCCAGACCAACGAAGUCCUCUUCGAAACAAGCGGUAAACGCAUAACAACCCAGAACCGCCAACUCCUCAACAAAGAAAAAGGCAACAUCACCCUCGGCAUCUACGCCCCCGCCGUCCACGGCACAAUCCCCCAGCUCCAAACCGACCUGAUAGCUAUCUACGACGCAUGGCGCGAAGAGCGAAACAGCUCCCCAAGCCCCCAGGCCUUCAUAACAGUCUACGACCCCUUUGCCCUCCCAGCACUAAUGACAUUCGUAUACACGCGCAGCGCCGACAACCACAUCAACGGCUUCGCGGCCCUCCGCCAUCUCGGCUCGGGGGGAUACCACGUCGACCCGUGCAUCGCCGCGCCAGGCAGCGCAAAGGGAAUCAGCGAUCUGCUGCUCGUCGCGGCCAUGGCGCUCCUCAAUCGCGCAGGUGUCUCAUACCUCGGCUUCGGCUUCGAGCCGCUGCAUGCCCUGGCGCGGGAUGACGUGAGCGGCAUUCCUGGCCCGUUGGCUCAUCUCACAAGAGAUCUCUAUGGCCAUGCUUUCCAUCGCUUGCCGAUUGGUGGGAAGAAGGCUUACCAUGAUAAAUUCCGCCCGGAUCCUACGCAGGACUCGGGUCUUUAUCUGCUUUUCCCUUCGGGUAUUCCUGGGCCUAGGCAUUUACUUGCUAUGACGCAUAUGGCGAAUAUUAGCUGGCGGAAGAUCUUCUGGGCGGAUGUUAGGGGUUGGACUUCGAGGGGUGGGAGGACUGCUGUGGUUGAGGGAGGAAGAGAUCGGCAGGGUCUGAAGGAACAUGAUCGGGAUCUCGACCAGGACCAGCCCCAGGCUGGGAAUUCGGUGUUUUUGGAUAAGCCUCUCUUGUUGGUUCGCGAGAGUAGCUCGUGA
Molecule: messenger RNA, 1665 nt
Organism: Penicillium nucicola
Lineage: Eukaryota; Fungi; Ascomycota; Eurotiomycetes; Eurotiales; Aspergillaceae
Exons: 1
Coding region: 1-1665 (554 amino acids)
Biological process (GO): phospholipid homeostasis
Molecular function (GO): aminoacyltransferase activity
Source: RefSeq, a predicted model, not a curated record